UUUUAUGAUUGUUAGGUCACGUUUAGUUUCUGUUGGUUCUGUCAGUUCUAAUCGGACAUUGAACAAGUACACGUCACAGGCAUUUUUACAUUCGGAUAACAAGUUUGCCUUUCUUUGUCCGCUCAUUGUAUGGAAUAGCUACGUUGAAAGUAAUUCGAUGAAACAGCUGGAUGCAGUAUAUUCAUUGCAGUAUGGAUAAGCGAGAGAAGAGUAUUAAGCAUAGUGAUACCCCUGUGGAGCCUAUAAGCAGCUGCAGGGAUGAACAUGGUUAUAUGCCAACAGUUGGUCGCUGGGGUUGCGAAUGGCCAAGUUGACUCGAAUCGAAAGAAAUUUGGUGUCAGCCACAGGGGCAAGCCCGUGGGCCUUGGAUUAGAGGUAUCCCGUUACCUCUUCCUGUAUGGGCCCAAUAUGAAUCAGCUAUCUUAACUGUCGAUAGUGUUGAAGAAUAUGAAGAAUUAGCAAGCAGCGUUGAACUUGAAACUCAACGACUCUUGCAUGACUAUCGAUAUGAUACAAUUGGGAACUUUCUCCGAUUUUACAAGGAUUUUAAAGAAAGUAAAGAGCUAAUAGUGGAACGUUUUUAUCAAAAAUAUCAACCUUUGAUUACUCAUAAACAUUACACAUGUGUUGGCCUCGGUUUUGAACUAAUGAUUCGGUUAAGCAAACUCAAUGUCAGAUUUCCAGGAAUCUCAAGUGGCCUGUAUUUAGCAUCUUGUGAAGAGACUAUAGGAGAUAUUGAAGGAUAUGUUGGUGGACCACCAGCAGCAGACAGUGGAGAAAAAGAGCAUGUACUUGUUUGUCUAAAAAUCAAAAUCAACGGACGUAACGGAGUUUUAUUAUUAGACCCUGGUUAUCAUGUUGCUCGAGUUGUUACUGUCAUGGCUGAUAAAUUAUAUCCUCAUACAGGCUGGUUCACUCAGUCUGAUGAAAGUAACUGUAAAAAAGACUACAAUUAUUCUCAGUGCUUACAAGAUUCUGAUUAUAUAGAGUGGCAUGAGAGAGAAAAUCGCCCUGGUGCCUUGGAGCGUACACAAGUCGCUCUGAUUUACAUAGCAAGGCCAUAUUUAACUGCCAUUGAUGUUACUGAACGAAGAAAUUUAGUAUAUAAUUUCCGAAGCCUUCUUGCUAGAGAUACAAAAGGUCACGUAACAGCUGGCUUAUAUUUUUCACUCAAACUUGAUGAGUCACAAAUGUUUACAAUUUUUUAUCAAACAAAUAAUGGAAAAAAAAGAUUUAAGAUGCCGUUUAAUAAAUUUUAUAACCCAUCGAAAAUUACUAUUAGUGAUGAAGAAAAAUUGAUAAUAUCAGAAUGCGCUACUCGACUUAAAAUGACGAAUGAGCAAUUAAAGGAUCUUAUUACAUUAUUGGCUAUGGUUAUGAAAGAUACAUCGUUCGUAGCUCAAGUACUGGCAAUAAACUCCAGAAUCAACAGUUUAGCUGAAGACAACUAAGAACACCCAAUAUAUACUUGAUUAUGAUACGAUGUCAAUGAAUUAUUAAUUAUUAAAGUCAGAAUGAGGGAAAA
Molecule: messenger RNA, 1525 nt
Organism: Chelonus insularis
Lineage: Eukaryota; Metazoa; Arthropoda; Insecta; Hymenoptera; Braconidae
Exons: 6
Coding region: 648-1451 (267 amino acids)
Source: RefSeq, a predicted model, not a curated record